Messenger RNA from Elgaria multicarinata webbii, 1340 nucleotides. RefSeq names its product lysosomal protein transmembrane 4 beta (gene LAPTM4B). NCBI's taxonomy places the organism in Eukaryota, Metazoa, Chordata, Lepidosauria, Squamata, Anguidae. Gene Ontology annotation, cellular component: lysosomal membrane. The transcript is spliced from 7 exons. The coding region runs from base 181 to 861 and encodes 226 amino acids. The record is from RefSeq and is a predicted model, not a curated record.
GCUGCUCGCUGCAUCGCCGCCUCCUCCUCCUCCUCCCGGUGCUGAGCGGCGCUGCAGGAUUUGCUCCCGAGCUGCUGGCGAGAGUGUAGCGGUGUUUCCUUCUGCAGCACUCCUGGAGGGAGAUCUGGGAAGCAGCAGGCGCAAUCACCCCGCACCCCACAGGGAGCUCGGAAGAACGCGAUGAAGAUGAUGAGCUCCCCUUGGGCGCGCUUCUAUUCCAACAGCUGCUGCAUGUGCUGCCAUGUCCGCACCGGCACCAUCAUCCUCGGCAUCUGGUACUUGAUCAUCAAUGCGGUGGUACUGCUGAUUAUUCUGAGCGCCUUGACAGAUCCUGACCAGUAUCACUUAACGACUGCUGAAUUGGGGAGUGACUUUGAAUUUAUGGAUGAUGCCAAUAUGUGCAUUGCCACUGCGAUUUCUCUUCUCAUGAUCCUCAUCUGUGCCAUGGCCACAUAUGGUGCAUAUAAGCAACAUGCAGCUUGGAUCAUUCCUUUCUUCUGCUACCAAAUCUUUGAUUUUGCACUCAACACUUUAGUUGCUAUCAGUAUCCUAGUUUAUCCGAACACAAUUCAGGAUUACUUGAGGCAACUGCCGGCUAAUUUUCCCUACAAGGAAGAGAUUAUGUCAGUGAAUUCCACCUGCCUAAUUGUGAUUAUUCUUCUUUUUAUAAGUAUCACCCUGGCUUUCAAGGCUUACCUGAUCAGCUGUGUUUGGAACUGUUAUCGAUACAUUAAUAACAGAAACAAUUCCGAUGUCCUGGUCUACAUUACUACUAACGACACAGCGGUACUGCUGCCUCCGUACGAUGAUCCUACAAAUGGCGCUGCCAAAGAUCCACCCCCACCCUAUGUGUCUGCAUAAGCAGCGUGUAUGAAAUGUACCUAAAGAACAAAUAGCUUUACUUUUCACAACACCUGAGCAAUAGAUCCUUUCAUUUUUAAGACGGGAUGUAUAAUCUCCCAGAUUUAUAUAUUCUUAUUUUGCUGCAGACCCGAUUAUUUUUAAAAAUGCUAUUUGCCUAAAGCAGCAUUGGAUUGGCUUGAGAACCAACUUGACUUUAGCUAAAGUUACUGUAGUUUAUUUUCCCAUGUCUUCUCCUGCAAAUCUAGAAAAUUUGUACUUUAUACCCGCCCCCCACAUGCUGUAGAGUGUGGAAUUUUUGUUUUUGUUAUGUUUGGAGUUUCCAGAUCAAUUAGAACAAGUUUCUGACUUCAAAUCGUAGCAUUGGGUUGGAUUGAGCUUGGCUGUUCCAUGUAUGAAAGGGGGGGUCCUAUUCAUGGAAAGGACAAAGUGAAAUCCUGCAGAGACUUCUGGAGGAAGAAAGGAGCAAUUUUUGACAG